This is a messenger RNA of Doryrhamphus excisus (bluestripe pipefish), 1346 nucleotides long. RefSeq names its product small ubiquitin like modifier 1 (gene sumo1). NCBI's taxonomy places the organism in Eukaryota, Metazoa, Chordata, Actinopteri, Syngnathiformes, Syngnathidae. Gene Ontology annotation, molecular function: protein binding. The record is from RefSeq and is a predicted model, not a curated record.
CUUAGUUACGUCAGUUCCGGUAACCAUAACUCUCACAACAUCGGGCUUAUGGUGAACGAAACCGCGUUGGCAAGCUAGCAUUAAUUCUAUUGUUAGUACAUUUGUAUCUUCGCCCACAGUGGAAAAUAUGUCAGAUACGGAGACAAAACCAUCCAGCCAAGACGGUGGUGAUAAGAAGGAUGGAGAGUACAUCAAAUUGAAAGUGAUCGGUCAGGAUAGCAGUGAAAUCCACUUUAAAGUGAAGAUGACAACACAUCUGAAAAAGCUAAAGGAGUCUUACAGCCAGAGACAGGGCGUCCCAGCGAGUACACUCAGGUUUCUGUUUGAAGGACAGAGAAUUGCAGAUAACCAAACUCCAAAAGAGUUGGGGAUGGAGGACGAGGAUGUCAUUGAGGUGUAUCAAGAACAGACGGGUGGACUUUGGAACGAGUAAACCUUCUAUCUUCUUAACCUUCUUUUUUUAUUUUGUAUUUUGCUUUUUUUAUCAAUGCAUUUUGUUCACUUUCAAACCAUCUGGAUCAAAACUGUCAGAGCUUCCAUGUAUCCGAACGGAGAGACGAGAAAUAAGACCAGGGCGAAUUGCAGGGACCCUCAUGCGGAUACCAUAUCCAUGAUAUAAUGUUGACACAACCAGGAAGUGUAAAGGAGUCUGUGUUGUUCAUGUAAGCCAAAUCCUGGAACAUAAUGUGCCAGGAAGCGUUGCACCAUGUGAACAAGUGGCACUUUUUGAUGUACUUUAUUUUUGGCAUCACAUUUGUACAGAGUUUGAAAUCAGUCCCAUUGUUUGCUUUAAAGGUGAUGUUAGUGCAACACUUUGCAGCUAUGUUGUCCACAUUGGCAGCCACGUCCCCUAAAAUAAUUAUCAUUGGUAUUAAAAACAUUUUUAUAAUAACAAUGGUGACUGUGCUUGUACAUGUCGGUGUGUUUUCGAGCAUUUUGAGUAAUACAACCAUGUUUUUAUCUUCUGUGUGGUUGACUGCUCAUAUGGGAAGGUUUAUGUAAAUAUAUACACUGCUGCAUCCGUUGGGAAACACUUGGUUGGCAUGUGCUGCCUCUGUCGUGGCGGUUCCUUUUGUGUUGCUGUUGGAAUCCGACUGUCCGUACUAUAAAGUUCCUCAAGAAGAUGGUGUUAAAGAUUGUGUUAAAUUUGUACACUUUGUGCUUUUGCAAAUCAAUAUUUGAGAUCAUGAUGUGAAGUCAGUCUCCCAAAGUGGUGCACAUCAUUACUAGCAAGUACAGAUUCCAGUCCCAAUACUGAUCAUACUUCUGAGGAACAUUGAUACAGAUGGUUUGAGAUUCUGCUGAUUUUAGCUUUUUUUCCAAAUAAAAUAUUUAUAAAUGGAAAA